Messenger RNA from Durio zibethinus, 1600 nucleotides. RefSeq lists its product as uncharacterized. NCBI's taxonomy places the organism in Eukaryota, Viridiplantae, Streptophyta, Magnoliopsida, Malvales, Malvaceae. The record is from RefSeq and is a predicted model, not a curated record.
AUAUUGUAAAGAAAAUAUCAACCCUUUUCAUUUCAUUAAAUAAUUAAAAUUUUUGGGGGUGGAAAUUGCAAAGAGAAGAAUUGUGAGCGGAAGAAGAAAAAAACCCACAAAAGAAAAGGGAAGAGAACAUGUUUCUGGUAACCUCUCCAAGUGGAGCUUUGUCCGUUAGAAAAUUUACACUCAAAUUCACAGCUCCAAUUCAAUCCGUCUAUUCCAAUUCUGCUACCCAUCGAAGACCCAAAUUCAUUACUUCAAGGAAUUGUCGGAAACCACUUCAUCUCACUCUCGCCAAGGCUGAGGGAGGCCUAGACUCUGCCUCUGCUCCUAGACAAUCUUCCCCUACGCCGCCUCCGUUCAACAAUGACGACACCGUUUUUGUUGGUCAAGAAGAUGUCCCUUUGGAAGGCGUUAUCCAGUUUGAAAAACCCAGCUCCUCUUCUCGUCUUAUCAAAUGGGGUCGAGUGGCUUUGCUUGCUGGUGGGGAUGUGUUAGCUUUGGUUUUAUUUUCUGCAAUUGGAAGAUACAAUCAUGGCCUCCAUAUCUUUGCAAUGGAUACUCUACGUACAGCUGACCCUUUCAUGGCUGGAUGGUUUUUGAGUGCAUACUUCGUUGGUGGCUAUGGUGAGGAUGGGCGAGGAGCCAACGGUCUAUCCAAAGCCAUUAUUGCUGCUGCCAAAUCUUGGGGUUUGGGAAUUCCAUUGGGAUUGAUUAUACGAGCUGCAACAUCAGGCCAUAUUCCGCCAUAUACCUUUGUCUUAGUAACAAUGGGAAGCACUUCUGUUUUGCUUAUUGGGUGGAGAGCGCUAUUGAUAAGCAUUUUACCUGAUGAAACAAAAAAGAAGAAUGAAGUAUACCGACGCGGCAGCCCGUUUGAACUGUUUGAGUUGCUUACAUCAUUGGUGCGGAGAUGGUAAUACACAACAUCUGCCAUGAGGUAAGAGCACUUAUUAUUUUUUGAUUUCCAAACUCCGAGGUUGUUGCAUGGUGAUACACCACUGUGAAUAUUAUGUUUAUGUGGUAAUUAGCAUUAAAAAUGUAAUGAUCCUUUUUCUAGAGGGUGUACUAACUCUUUCUGGAACUGCUACCAUGAACCUAAAUUCUUAUUUGUGAAUUGAUGAGAGAGAGAGAGAGAGAGAGAGCCACGGGUGAAUACAAACAACUAGCCUCUUUAUGCAUAAUUUUUGAACCUCUAAGAGUAAAAGCUUAGGGUCAUUGGUUUAGUUGUUUUGUUGUGCAAUGCAGCUACGGUGUUAACCUAUGAGGUGAUAUGACGUUUUUCACCCUUCUGCUUUUCCAUUUACUUCUCUGACAGAAGCUUGUGAUUGGCCUGAGUUGCAUAUUGUGAUUGCCUUCUGGGCCCAAUCACAGAGAAGGCAAUCACAGGAACUGAAGUUGAUUUCAUUUACUUUCAUAACGAAUUUCAAUCGAAUUAGAUUUACUGUAAAUUCCUCUUUAUCGUAAAAUUGGUUUCUUGAGUAUUUUUCACUGUCCGCGACGCUGAUGCUGGUAGAGUUGUCCUGGAAUUUUUUAUUGUUAUACUAGAAUGCAAUGAUACAGUAGGAUAUGCAAUGAAAUUUUGCUUAAUGCCCAACACUGUUGC